AUGCAGCCCAUCCCGGGAUAUAAGACUGUCUACAACAUCCUCAAGGCUGGCUCUGGUGCCACGGUCCAAAAGGGCAAUACUGUCACCGUGCAUGCUACUGGUAGUGUCCAGGAGACUGGCAAGAAAUUCUGGUCCACCAAGGACGCGGGUCAGCAGCCCUUCACUUACCAGAGUGGUAUGGGCAAAGUCAUCACCGGUUGGGACCAAGGGGUCUUGGGUAUGCAACUAGGUGAGGUAAGGCAGUUGGUCAUACCGGCCAAUGAGGGCUAUGGUGCCCAGGGCUUCCCUGCUUGGGGCAUCCCUCCCAACGGUACCUUGAAUUUCGAGAUAGAGGUCCUCAAAAUCCAGUGA
Perkinsus marinus ATCC 50983 is the source of this 351-nucleotide messenger RNA. RefSeq names its product Peptidyl-prolyl isomerase FKBP12, putative. The record is from RefSeq and is a predicted model, not a curated record. Gene Ontology annotation, molecular function: peptidyl-prolyl cis-trans isomerase activity. Bases 1 to 351 code for a protein of 116 amino acids. NCBI's taxonomy places the organism in Eukaryota, Perkinsozoa, Perkinsida, Perkinsidae. The transcript has 5 exons.